Molecule: messenger RNA, 624 nt
Organism: Ilyonectria robusta
Lineage: Eukaryota; Fungi; Ascomycota; Sordariomycetes; Hypocreales; Nectriaceae
Product: actin cortical patch SUR7/pH-response regulator pali
Exons: 2
Biological process (GO): fungal-type cell wall organization
Cellular component (GO): plasma membrane; cell cortex of cell tip
Source: RefSeq, a predicted model, not a curated record
GACGUUUCUCAGGUCAUCCCCAUCUCUGUCAAGAACUCAGAUCUUCUUAACUCGGUCGUGCGAAGUCUCGGUCUACAUGAUUUCUAUCAGUUUGGACUAUGGAACUUUUGCGAGGGUUAUCUCGAUGAGGGAGUCACUUAUUGCUCUAAGCCAAAGGCCUUCUACUGGUUCAACCCCGUUGAGAUCCUAGUUAGCGAACUGCUUGCGGGUGGCCAGAUUGCGCUCCCGUCUCAGGUCGUCACCGUCUUGAAACUCCUCGAGAUUGGCUCUAAAAUCAUAUACGCUUCCUUUAUGGCCGGCAUCUGCGUCAACUUUGUCCUCAUGCUCCUCAGCUGCCUUGUCGUACGCACCUGCUGGUGGGGUCUGGUACUUUCUAUCAUCGGCGCUAUCGCCGCCAUUCUUGUCUCUCUCGUCGCUGUCAUCGCGACCGUCAUUAGCAUUGCCGCCAAAGUCGCUCUGACGGCACAGAACCAGCUCAACAUCAAGGCCAACAUCGGUGUUAAGAUGUUUGCCUUCAUGUGGAUCGCCGCCGUCUUUACCGACGUCGCCUUCCUGCUCCAUGCUAUCAUGGGGUGUUGCUGGACACCUGACCGACGACAAACUUCCUCAGAGACGCAACCCUCC